GUCAAACGCUUUCAUACAAAAGUAAGGUGUAUCGAAAGGCGAGCUCUAUUCUUAUUUCAAGUGUUGCCGCAGUUUUUAAUUCACCUCAAGUUUGGUGCCCAUGUCGCGAAGGACUCGAGGAAGGCAGGAGUGGGACGUGCGUGCUUCCACAUUAGCUCGUAAUACCACUAACACCAUACGGAACGUCGUCGAAAACCUACAAGUUGAACCGAACCCCCAAAAGGAAUUUAUCGCUCUUUCGAUUGGUGAUCCAACAACUUUUGGAAACCUAAAUCCUCCGGAACAAGUAUUGGAAGCUAUUAAAGCAAGUGUUGAAUCGGCGAAAAGUCGAGGCUAUGCUCCUGCUAAGGGUCAUUUAGAGGCAAGAGAAGCAGUCGCCGAAUACAGUGCACAUCAAGGCAAUGUAACCGCUAACGAUGUCAUUCUAUCUAGUGGAGCUUCGCACGCGAUUGAGCUUGCUAUCACCGCUUUGGCGGAUUCCGGACAGAACAUACUUGUACCACGACCUGGUUUCAUGAUCUAUCAGACCCUAGCUGAAGGACUGGGGAUAACCGUAAAAUAUUAUAGUUUAUUGCCAGACGAACAAUGGAAAGUAGAUAUAGAUGACUUAGAAAGUCAAAUUGAUGAAGACACAGCUGCAAUUGUUGUAAUAAAUCCAUCCAACCCUUGUGGCUCUGUUUACGACAAGGAUCAUUUGAGCGAAAUCUUAGAUGUCGCCUCUAGAAACCACGUGCCGAUUAUAGCUGAUGAAAUUUAUGAACAUUUUGCUUUUUCGGGUCACAAGUUCCAUGCCAUAUCAUCGUUAUCCAAAGACGUACCAAUACUCACUUGUAGUGGGCUUACUAAAAGAUUCUUAGUUCCUGGGUGGAGAAUGGGAUGGGUAAUAAUCCAUGAUCGUCACAAUAUAUUCGGGAAAGAAAUUCGCAAUGGACUAAAUAAUUUAGCAACAAGAAUCCUGGGACCCAGUGUCCUAGUUCAGUUAGCACUUCCAUCUAUUCUUAAAUACACACCACAGAGUUUCUUUGAUGACGUUAUCUUAUUUAUUGAGAAUCAAGCAAAGUCGGCAUAUGAAGUAUUACGUAGGGCUCCUGGACUGCGACCAAUUAUGCCUCAAGGUGCCAUGUACAUGAUGAUUGGUAUUAAAAUGUCACUUUUCCCUACUAUCAAAAAUGAAAUUCAAUUUGUAGAGCGUCUUGUUAAGGAACAAUCUGUCUUUUGUUUACCAGGAAAGUGUUUUGAAUACCCAAAUUAUAUGAGAAUUGUACUAACAGUACCUGAAGAAUAUUUACGAGAAGCUUGCCAAAGGAUAACUUUAUUCUGCAAAGAGCAUGUGGAUUAUGGAGAGAAGAGGAAAGAAAUUGAAAACGACGAUGUGACCGUAACAAAUACUAUUGAAGUUUUGAGUGAAAGUGACAUAUCAGUUCAUACAUAAGAUGAAACCUUGUUUCUGUUAAUUACUUAGAAAUAAAUGAAAGGUAAUUUAGGAAAUAAACUUAAUCUUUUUUGUUA
Colias croceus (clouded yellow) is the source of this 1509-nucleotide messenger RNA. It is a transcript of the gene Tat, whose product is annotated as tyrosine aminotransferase. Gene Ontology annotation, molecular function: pyridoxal phosphate binding; L-tyrosine:2-oxoglutarate transaminase activity. The coding region runs from base 101 to 1432 and encodes 443 amino acids. Gene Ontology annotation, biological process: biosynthetic process; aromatic amino acid metabolic process. The transcript is spliced from 5 exons. The record is from RefSeq and is a predicted model, not a curated record. NCBI's taxonomy places the organism in Eukaryota, Metazoa, Arthropoda, Insecta, Lepidoptera, Pieridae.